Striga asiatica is the source of this 1638-nucleotide messenger RNA. The record is from the annotation of a GenBank genome assembly. Lineage: Eukaryota; Viridiplantae; Streptophyta; Magnoliopsida; Lamiales; Orobanchaceae.
AUGGACUCUCGUUAUUUCGAAUAUAGUGUCUCGGGUACCGAUUUAUCCUACUCUUCACAUCCUACGUUCUCCUCCAUACCCACAAGGCUCUCCGAAUCCUUAAAACUCGGUUUUAGAAACUCCCCCAAUUCACCCUUCUCCACCCAUUUCGAAACCGAGACUCUCACCGUAUUGGCCGACACAUUCGAACACCAAACUUCAACCGACAAUCUUUCCGCCGCCACUCCUUCCUCUAACACUUCCCUUUAUUCCCUCCCAAAUGAAGACACCAAUCACAACAUAAUAAGAAACCGUCUCCUCGAAUUGGAAACUGCCCUUAUGGCUCCGGACGCAGACGACGACAUCACCACAACAUCAGACCCAAGUCUAGGCGAAAACAGACAGUCUCAAUCACGAACAUGGGCCCGCGAAACGUCAUACGCGUCCCACUCCCGCCAAUCCGAAUCACCCCGCGAAUCGCCACAUGGCAGCACCUCUUUCAAUCCAGCCCGUCUACAGAUGGUUCCCCCGAACAACCUCAAACAGCUCUUGAUCGCAUGCGCGCGGGCCCUCCACGAGAACAAUCACGACGAAUUCGAGCGACUAGUCGAGCGAGCCCGCUCCUCCGUGUCCAUCAGUGGUGAGCCAAUCCAGCGCCUGGGAGCUUACCUAGUCGAGAGCCUAGUCGCACGCAGAGAAUCUUCCGGAACCAAUAUCUACCGGGCCCUCAAAUGCAACCAGCCCGAAAGCAAGGACCUUCUCUCUUACAUGCACAUUCUCUACGAGGUCUGCCCUUACCUCAAAUUCGGCUACAUGGCCGCCAACGGAGCCAUAGCCGAGGCCUGCAAGGGCGCGGACAAAAUCCACAUAGUCGAUUUCCAGAUUGCUCAGGGGACACAGUGGAUAACUCUGCUUCAGGCCCUCGCGGCCCGGCCCGGCGGCCCGCCCCGUGUUCGUAUCACCGGGAUCGACGACCCGGUCUCGAAGUACGCGCGCGGGGACGGGCUGCCAGCUGUCGGGCGGCGCCUGGCGGCGGUUUCCGAGAAGUUCGGGAUUCCGGUCGAGUUCAUCCCGGUUCCGGUUUUCGCGCGCGACGUCACGCGUGCCAUGCUGGACGUGAGGCCCGGGGAGGAGGAGGCGCUGGCGGUGAAUUUCCCGCUGCAGCUGCACCACACGCCGGACGAGAGCGUUGACGUGGCGAACCCGAGAGACGGGCUUUUGAGGAUGGUGAAGUCGCUGUGCCCGAGAGUGGUGACGCUGGUCGAGCAGGAGUCGAACACGAACACGGCCCCGUUCCUGCCGAGGUUUGUGGAGACGCUGGAUUAUUACUCGGCUAUGUUCGAGUCGAUUGAUGUGACGAUGGCGCGGGGUAGUAAGGAGAGGAUAAAUGUGGAGCAGCAGUGCCUGGCGAGGGAUAUUGUGAACAUUGUGGCGUGUGAAGGGAAGGAGAGGGUCGAGAGGCAUGAGUUGUUUGGGAAGUGGAGGCUGAGGCUUAUGAUGGCGGGUUUCCAGCAGUUUCCGCUGAGCUCGUAUGUGAACUCGGUGAUUAGGGGUUUGCUGAGGUGUUACUCGGAGCAUUACACCUUGGUGGAGAAGGAUGGGGCUAUGCUGUUGGGGUGGAAGGAGAGGAAUUUGGUGUCGGCGUCUGCUUGGCGCUGA